Messenger RNA from Exaiptasia diaphana, 1092 nucleotides. RefSeq names its product cation efflux system protein CusA. Gene Ontology annotation, biological process: transmembrane transport. The annotation marks the transcript as partial. The transcript has a single exon. Gene Ontology annotation, molecular function: xenobiotic transmembrane transporter activity. Gene Ontology annotation, cellular component: plasma membrane. NCBI's taxonomy places the organism in Eukaryota, Metazoa, Cnidaria, Anthozoa, Actiniaria, Aiptasiidae. The record is from RefSeq and is a predicted model, not a curated record.
AUGGGUCGAUCGCCCCAGGAUGUCGAAGAUCAGAUCACCUACCCGCUGACGGUCUCUCUGCUCGGACUGCCGCAGGUCAAGACGAUUCGCAGCUACUCGAUGUUCGGCUUCUCGACCAUCCUGAUCAUCUUCGAGGACGACGUCGAAUUCUACUGGUCGAGAUCGCGGAUCCUGGAGAAGCUCAACAGCCUACCGUCCGGCACGCUGCCCGACGGCGUGCAGCCGGCCCUCGGCCCCGACGCCACCGCGCUCGGUCAGAUCUUCUGGUACACCAUCGAGGGUCUCGACGCCGAGGGCGAGCCAACGGGCGGUUGGGACCUGCACGAGCUGCGCACCGUCCAGGAUUGGUACGUCCGCUACGCCUUGAUGUCGGUCUCUGGGGUUUCCGAAGUCGCUUCGAUCGGCGGCUUCGUCCAGGAGUACCAGAUCGACGUCGAUCCGGAUGCCAUGCGGGCCCACGGGGUCAAGCUGCAGCAGGUCUUCCAGGCGGUGCAGCGCUCGAAUAUCGAUGUCGGCGCGCGCAGCAUCGAGGUGAAUCGGGUGGAGUACGUGAUCCGGGGUCUCGGCUUCAUYGAGAGCCUGGAGGAUAUCGAGCACAGCGUCGUCAAGAUGAAAGACAACGUGCCGAUCUACAUCAAAGACGUCGGCGAGGUCCACCUGGGUCCGGCCGGACGCCGCGGCGCGCUCGACAAGGCCGGCGCCGAAGCCGUCGGCGGCGUGGUGGUGGUGCGCUACGGCGAGAAUCCGCUGGCGACGAUCAAUCGCCUGAAGGAGAAAAUCGCCGAGAUUUCGCCSGGCCUACCGAAGAAGACCCUGGAAGACGGCACGGUGAGCCAGCUGCGCAUCGUUCCCUUCUAUGACCGGUCCGGCCUCAUCUACGAGACCCUCGGCACGCUCAGCGACGCCUUGAUCGACGAAAUCUUCGUCACCAUGAUCGUCAUCCUGCUCAUGGUCAUGCACCUGCGCAGCUCGCUGCUGAUCUCGGCCAUGCUGCCGCUCUCGGUGCUGAUGACGUUCAUCGCGAUGAAGGUCUUCGACGUCGAAGCCAACCUGGUGGCGCUCUCCGGCAUCGCCAUCGCCAUCGGCUCGAUG